Bubalus bubalis (water buffalo) is the source of this 3706-nucleotide messenger RNA. It is a transcript of the gene VIRMA, whose product is annotated as vir like m6A methyltransferase associated. Gene Ontology annotation, cellular component: RNA N6-methyladenosine methyltransferase complex. Lineage: Eukaryota; Metazoa; Chordata; Mammalia; Artiodactyla; Bovidae. Gene Ontology annotation, molecular function: RNA binding. The record is from RefSeq and is a predicted model, not a curated record.
CGCCCUGGAGAUGGCUGGGCAGGCGAUUUCCGGCAGCGCGACGCGUAGCGAUAGGUCCAGGCUUCCGGCGCCAGCGCUCUGGUCACAGGAAGUACCGUCGUCUCUCCCUCUCCUCAGCUGCUGUCGCAGAGCUUGGAGGGCUGCCCCGGAAGUCCUCCCCCUUCCCCCGCCCGCGGCAAACAUGGCGGUGGACUCGGCGAUGGAGCUGCUAUUUUUAGACACUUUCAAGCACCCGAGCGCCGAGCAAAGUUCUCAUAUAGAUGUGGUUCGUUUUCCAUGUGUGGUUUAUAUAAAUGAAGUUCGAGUCAUACCCCCGGGAGUAAGAGCCCAUAGCAACUUGCCUGACAAUAGAGCAUAUGGGGAGACCUCACCGCAUACAUUUCAGUUAGACUUGUUCUUUAACAAUGUCAGCAAGCCAAGUGCCCCGGUUUUCGAUAGGCUGGGAAGCCUGGAAUAUGAUGAGAAUACUUCCAUCAUCUUUAGACCCAACUCAAAGGUGAAUACUGAUGGUUUGGUGCUGAGAGGCUGGUACAACUGUCUGACGCUGGCAAUAUAUGGAUCAGUGGACAGAGUCAUAAGUCACGACAGAGAUUCCCCUCCACCUCCACCUCCUCCUCCACCGCCUCCCCAGCCACAGCCAAGUGUGAAAAGGAAUCCAAAGCAUGCUGAUGGGGAGAAAGAAGAUCAAUUUAAUGGAAGCCCUCCAAGACCACAGCCAAGGGGACCAAGAACUCCACCAGGACCCCCGCCCCCUGAUGAUGAUGAAGAUGAUCCCAUGCCGUUGCCAGUGUCUGGUGACAAGGAAGAGGAUGCUCCUCAUAGAGAAGAUUACUUUGAACCCAUUUCUCCUGAUCGGAAUUCUGUUCCCCAGGAAAGUCAAUAUUCUGAUGAAGGAGAGGUAGAAGAGGAACAGCAAGAAGAAGGAGAAGAUGAUGAAGAUGACGUGGAUGUAGAGGAAGAAGAGGAUGAGGAUGAAGAUGAUCGCCAUACAGUAGAUAGUAUCCCUGAGGAGGAAGAGGAGGAUGAAGAGGAAGAAGGUGAAGAAGAUGAAGAAGGUGAAGGGGAUGAUGGUUAUGAGCAGAUUUCCAGUGAUGAAGAUGGAAUUGCUGACUUGGAACGUGAAACAUUCAAGUAUCCAAACUUCGAUGUCGAAUACACUGCCGAAGACUUAGCUUCAGUCCCUCCUAUGACAUAUGACCCAUAUGAUAGGGAGCUGGUACCACUCUUACACUUCAGCUGUCCGUACAAGACUACCUUUGAAAUUGAAAUCAGUAGGAUGAAGGACCAAGGUCCAGAUAAAGAAAACUCAGGGGCAGUAGAAGCCUCAGUGAAGUUGACUGAACUGUUGGAUUUGUAUCAAGAAGAUAGAGGUGCAAAAUGGGUAACAGCUUUAGAAGAAAUUCCAAGUUUAAUAAUAAAAGGACUAAGUUAUUUGCAGUUGAAAAACACAAAACAAGACGCCCUUGGUCAGUUGAUAGACUGGACCAUGCAAGCUUUAAAUUUACAAGUAGCCCUUCGCCAACCCAUUGCCUUAAAUGUCCGACAGCUCAAAGCUGGGACCAAAUUAGUGUCCUCACUAGCAGAAUGUGGGACCCAAGGAGUCAUGGGACUCCUACAAGCAGGAGUGAUCAAUGGCUUAUUUGAGCUCUUGUUUGCUGAUCAUGUCUCAUCUUCCCUUAAAUUAAAUGCAUUUAAAGCUUUGGACAGUGUCAUUAGUAUGACAGAAGGAAUGGAAGCUUUUUUGAGAAGUAGGCAGAGUGAAAAAAGUGGCUAUCAAAAACUUCUGGAGCUCAUACUUUUAGAUCAGACUGUGAGGGUUGUCACUGCUGGUUCAGCUAUUCUUCAGAAAUGCCAUUUCUAUGAAAUUUUGUCAGAGAUUAAAAGACUUGGUGACCAUUUAGCAGAGAAGACUUCUUCUGUUCCUAACCACAGUGAACCUGAUCAUGAUACUGAUGCUGGAGACAUUGCACUAAUUUUGCCAAACUCUUCUGAAGGUUCUGUUUCUGAACUGGAGCAACUCUCCAAUUCUCUACCAAACAAAGAACUGAUGGCCUCAAUCUGUGACUGUCUCCUGGCUGUGGUAGCUAACUCUGAGAGCAGUUACAGCUGUUUACUGACAUGUGUCAGAACAAUGAUGUUUCUUGCAGAGCAUGAUUAUGGAUUAUUUCAUUUAAAAAGUUCUUUAAGGAAAAAUAGUAAUGCUCUGCAUAGUUUACUGAAACGAGUGGUCAGCACAUUUAGUAAAGACACAGGUGAACUUGCAUCUUCAUUUUUGGAAUUUAUGAGACAAAUUCUUAAUUCUGAUACAAUGGGAUGUUGUGGAGACGAUAGUGGUCUCAUGGAAGUAGAGGGAGCUCAUUCAGCACGGACGAUGAGUAUUAAUGCUGCAGAGUUAAAACAGCUUCUACAAAGCAAAGAAGAAAGUCCAGAAAAUUUGUUCCUUGAACUAGAGAAGCUUGUUUUGGAGCAUUCAAAAGAUGAUGACAGUCUGGAUUCUCUGUUGGACAGUGUGGUUGGACUUAAGCAGAUGCUAGAGUCAUCAGGUGAUCCUCUACCUCUUGGUGACCAGGAUGUGGAACCAGUACUUUCAGCUCCAGAAUCUCUCCAGAAUCUGUUUAACAACAGAACUGCGUAUGUGCUAGCUGAUGUCAUGGAUGAUCAGUUGAAAUCUAUGUGGUUCACUCCAUUUCAGGCUGAGGAGAUUGAUACAGAUCUGGAUUUGGUAAAGGUUGACUUAAUUGAGCUCUCUGAAAAAUGUUGUAGUGACUUUGACUUACACUCAGAAUUAGAGCGCUCGUUUCUGUCAGAGCCGUCAUCUCCUGGAAGAACCAAGACGACUAAAGGAUUCAAACUUGGGAAGCACAAGCACGAGACCUUUAUAACUUCAAGUGGAAAAUCUGAAUACAUUGAACCUGCCAAGCGAGCUCAUGUUGUGCCACCACCAAGAGGAAGGGGCAGGGGAGGCUUUGGACAGGGUAUACGACCCCAUGAUAUUUUUCGUCAGAGAAAACAGAACACAAGCAGACCACCAUCUAUGCAUGUGGAUGACUUUGUUGCAGCUGAAAGUAAAGAAGUGGUCCCUCAAGAUGGGAUACCACCACCAAAACGGCCACUCAAAGUGUCGCAGAAGAUCUCUUCGCGUGGUGGAUUUUCAGGCAAUCGGGGAGGACGGGGUGCUUUUCACAGUCAGAAUAGAUUUUUCACACCACCUGCUUCAAAAGGAAACUACAGUCGUCGGGAGGGAACAAGAGGCUCCAGUUGGAGUGCUCAGAAUACUCCUCGAGGAACUUACAAUGAAAGUCGUGGAGGCCAGAGCAAUUUUAACAGGGGUCCUCUUCCACCAUUACGACCACUUAGUUCCACAGGCUACCGCCCAAGUCCUCGUGACCGUGCUUCCAGAGGUCGUGGGGGGCUUGGGCCUUCCUGGGCAAGUGCAAAUAGCGGCAGUGGAGGCUCGAGAGGAAAGUUUGUUAGUGGAGGCAGCGGUAGAGGUCGCCACGUACGGUCCUUUACACGAUAAAUAUUCCUGGGAACAUCCUAAGUGCAUAUGAACAUUUCAUGAGGACAGUAAAAACAAGACAUUGGAGGACCAAUUUAGGCUUAGCAGUUACCUGGAUACAUCUGAGAGAAUAUUUUUAUCUGAAGAAAGCAAAUUUUGUUUGAUACCUAACACAAGAUUUCAAUAAAAAUCGAAACUUUGUAUGUA